Pseudophryne corroboree (corroboree frog) is the source of this 4004-nucleotide messenger RNA. It is a transcript of the gene TMEM177, whose product is annotated as transmembrane protein 177. The transcript is spliced from 2 exons. Lineage: Eukaryota; Metazoa; Chordata; Amphibia; Anura; Myobatrachidae. The coding region runs from base 136 to 1071 and encodes 311 amino acids. The record is from RefSeq and is a predicted model, not a curated record. Gene Ontology annotation, cellular component: membrane.
UGAUAUAGUCAUGUAUCGCCGGUGUGACGUCACACGUCCUUCUACGCCGGCAAUUUUGCAACAGCUCGUCACCGCGAUUUACGGCUAAGAGGAAACCGCUGCAGCCGCCCUUUUUAUGCUGGAGGUUUUGAGAACAUGGCAUACCCACUUUUCAUGAAGCUCUGCAUGUUUACACAGAAGCACAAAGGAAAGCUGCUUGCUGUAUCCUCUGUUGGCCUUUUUACCGUAAAUAUAUCCUACCAUCUUUUCCCAGAGCAAACCUUCAGAAAAUUGUAUCAGGGCUGGUCAAAAGGAGAAUUAUCCCAGCUCACUGGAACACAGCAGAGACUUUUUCACGAUAUUUUCAAAGAGGUCCAGUUGGUGUCAUCAUCUGGGUUCACCCCUUUUGCUGCCUACGGGUUUCAGCCUGUGAGUGCUGGUAUACCCUGGCUUCCUCAAGGGUGUUUGCUUGGAAUACCUGCAAAUUACAACAAUACAGAGAACAGCGGAGUUGGAAUUGUUAAUCGUAUGCUAGUGAUUAAUGGAAAGGAGGUAGAUUGGGAAAGCGAAGCUGGAAUCCAUUUAAGAGACUCAUUAACCUUAUCAGAAAAAGCUCAGAAGUUCUCCUUGGCUAGGGAAGUCGUACAUGCACAGAUGAAUGGUCAGAUAUUACAGGCUUCUGUUGCCCCUCUCUGCCUAUCUAGUGUGUGCCUUUCCAGUGUGGCAAUUAAGCAGCUUCUAGGCGUGUAUUCUGGCCCUGUGUUAUUGAGGGGUGUGUUCAAUUUAGUCGCGGUUGUGCUUGGAUUUACAUUCUAUUUCUUGUGUGACGAUGCAGUGAGUCAGUGGCUGGAUUACAAGUCUGAUCUGAAAACAGCCACAAUUUCUAAAUCCUAUUCCCAAGGUGGAUUGGAGUUUUAUGAGAAAAUACUGGCACGUAACAGGGUCCUGCGGGCUAUUAUGGGUAAGGAGGGUGAAGCUAUUUAUGCACCGAGUGGCAAUCUGUUUCCCAAACAUAAACUACGGUUAAAGCAUGCCCCAUAUACCUCCAGGAGGGACCGGAUACAACACACUCUGGAAAUGCAGCAGGGAUGAUCAGGAUUUGGACAGUGGACUACUAGAAAAUGGUGACUUUUUCACUGAGGCAGCAGCAACAUUAUAGUUUAUGGAUUGGACCUUAUGUAUUUAAAUUGGCUUGUAUUAAGUUAUGUAUAUGGAUCUAUAGAUGAUCUUUUGUUGAGAAAAAAAUAUUUACGAGUAAACACAGGUUUACUGACACUUGUUUCAUAGAGAUAUAUGGAUUUACCUCAUUACACUUUCACGAUCAUUUAAUAUGCCAGAUACCUCUUAUACCAUUAAAAAGUAAGUGUCCUUCUGCUGCAAAUAGAUGACUAAAGUAUUGGAUAAAUAACAAUUCCUGUAAAUAAUACCCAUAUUUUCAAUUGGAGCUUUGUAGAAAAAUAUGUAUGUCUUCCACUCAGUACAAUAUUAUCUAUAAACGAGUCCAGUAUGAUAUCCCGGCGCACAGGAUGCUGGCAGUCAGAAUACAGAUGCCGGUAUCCCGAUAGUUAGAAACCCAAUGGGGGUAAGUAAAUACGUUUCACCCAUCUCCACUACCACCUAACCUCCCCUCUUACUGCCCAACCCUAACCUUCCUCCGUUGGUGCCUAUACCUAACCCCCCACCUGCCCUGCAGCAUAACUCUAAUAAUCCCCCCCCCCUCUCCCGGGUGGCGCCUAAACCCUCUCUCUGACCCUAAUCGGCCAGCUAUAUUUACACUAUAAAGUUGUGACUCCACGCCCUCAAUACAAAGAAAUUGGGCUCUACUCGACACCCUCAAUACAAAGAAAUUGCUUACACAAUUAGUAUACAGCAGGAUUCAAUUCCACAGAUAGUUCAUUGAUGGAACAUCACUAAAAUAAAUAAAAUACAGGCAUAGCGUAACCCUGUUAAAAACAAAUGCUGUUUUUAUUUCCUUAGGCCCUCUCACAUAGAUAUGAAAUCUUAUCGUUAUAGUGUUUUAGUUUUGUUUGAAUCACGGUGAAAGGUUCUGUUUGCCUCCAGGGGCUGCUACUAAUAUUCAAGCGCACGAAGGGGGCUGUUUUUCUUCCUUUGUACCAGCUAUAUUUACAGUCAGGAUGCCAGAGUCUGUCUCCUCUGACCCUUCUGGGAUUCUGGCAUCGGUAUUCUCAAGAGGGUCAGAGGGUCAGUGCUGUGUAAUUGUCUACUUUUUUACAUGUCGACCUAAUGACCCUGAUGUCCUUUUGACCAUGUCGACCAUACUGGGUCAUCCUAUUGCCUGUCGACCUAAUUGCAAAUAAUUAGUACAGCCUGUGGAUUUUCUGGAAUGUGUUAGGCAUUAAUGAAUACAUCUAUGCUCCAGCAAGGAGAUAUGGAAAACAUGAAGCUAGGGGAUGAUUUGGGAAAUGCUGUAUAAUGGUCUUCUUAAUGCAGCUUGUAUUUUGCAGGAUAUGACUUUUUGUUCAGGUUGGUCAGUGCUGUCCAUGAUUCUUAGAUGGAGUGGUCACAUAUCCACAAAACUUGUCAUAAGCUAAUCGCUUAAAAGAAAGGAAAACUGUGUGCUACUCUUAUAAAGCUGCAAUUCCACAUACUGUAGACUUUCUUUUCAUACAGUAGGUACUGUAUGCACAGUGGGUCUGAUUCAAAUGUGGACGGAGUGCUGUCCUGCACCGCAAAGUACCGAUGUUCACAACAAACAGGUCCUGCCACGCAGGACGGCAGCAGAUUGUCGGUGAUUGACAGCCUGUUGCCGUUUGGAGGGCGGUGGAGGAGUAGAGCCGGCCUCCGUUUCUGAAAAUGUAGACGUAUCGCUGCGUUGCCAUGGAGGGACGAGAUCAGGAUCUUUGUCAGAGAGAUGAGUCACACAGUUGGCCGAUGGUAUCGGAAAUGAUCUGAUACUGCGUCCCUCGACGCAACUCAGAUCGGUAAUGCAGCAAGAGGCAUGGAGUCUCCUGUUGCAUCACCAUAUUAGUGCUAUAGCAACUCCAACCACAUCUGAAUUAGUCCAGUGCUUGUAAUAUGAAGGUUUUUGUUCAGGAUGACUUCCUAUAUCUCAGUCUCCCCGUUCUAAAUUUCUCUUUGGAUGUUGACUUUUUUGUGUUUUCAAGAAAGUGUCUCUAACAUGGAAACAUCUGAAGCCUCUUGCCAAGAGAAUAUUAUGUGACCGUAGUCAUAGCCUUUCAGAAAGCACCUCACUGAUCAUGUGAUGGCAGAGAAAAGAGCGGGAUUGUGCUAUUAGCAUGCAUUUGAAGAUGUUCAUUCCAUACUAACUCUGCACACUAAAUCUUAUGUCAUGUGACUGUGGUUACCAAUGCCAUGGCAACUAUGGGGGUACUGUAAUUCAGAUCUGACCGCUGAUCUGCUAAUUUUGCUGUCCUGCGAUCAGAUAGUUGCUGCCUCCAGGGGGAGUGUAAAUUCACAGUGCAAGUUUGAGAUGGCAUGUGUAUGUUGACCUGCGAAAAUCUAGUGUGUGCAGUUUGUGCGCAACCCAGGACUUACUCCUCCAGUGUGAUGAGAACAGGCUGAUUGGGGCCGAAGCUGACGUCGGACACCCUCCCUGAAAAUGCUUUCCCUAUGUGCCUUGCUAUAGGUAGGCUUACCAUACUACUGUAUCUCUUUACACCGGGACGCUCAUGGAUUACACAGGUUCUGUGGAUGAUUAAAACCAGGUGAAAUGCAGGCAUGAAGUCAGCUAGCCACAGAACCGGUGUAAUUAAUUAGUGUCCCGGUGGGAUAGUAUGAUAAGCCUAGCUAUAGGUAACCAGAGUAAAAAGCAGACCUUUUUUUCAUAAGACUUUAGUUUUAAUGGAGAUUAACUAAAGAUAAUAAAAAGGACAAUUGAUUCUUGUAGGAACUACAUUGUCAUGUGCUUUAGAUAAAAUGGAUGGCAGCCCAUGAACAAACUAAAGUAUAUAAAUAAGAUAACUGUCUAUUGUUUCAUAUUGCUAAGGUACAACAUAUCCUUCACAUCAGACCCAUUGCAUUGUUAUUAAAUGAUUCCUAUUGUC